AUGGGCGAGCCCGCGGCCGUGCCGUCGCCGGACGCCGGCGAGGCCUACGCCGGGAUGGUGGACCGCAUGGACGCUCUGGAGCAGAGAGUCAUGUCCAUGGAGAUGGAAGGGGGAGGCGCGGAAGAGGGGAAAGAAGCCCGAGAACCUGUUGCCCCUCCCUCUGUUCCAGCGGGAUAGAGAGAAAAUGGUGCUUCACUCCUUCGAGUCCGGUGGGGUGGAUAGGAGCCUCCUUUUCAUUUUAGCAAACUUGUUGUUGUACGUAGGUAUCAACGUGUACACGAGAGCACGCGUGUGUGCGAAGUGUACGUGCCAUGCUCGUGUUUUUUUUUUUCUUUCCGCAGACGCCCUUGGGGGUCGCGAGGUGUUGGCAAGUCCAUAGCUAGGGGUGGCGUGGAAGCGGUAGGUCGUGUGCUUGAUUGGAGGGAACGGAGCGCUGUAGAGCCGGCGGGCCACACGUUGGGGAGGGAGCAGAUAAGUACUGCCGGGUCAUUUUUUGACUCAUCAUGGAAACAUGCCAACCCCGUCAGCAGAGUAUUUCGAGGCAGCUGACGACUGAUCCAUUUCAUGGUCUGCAAGGCUAGCCUGCCCCCUUCUCUGCCCCUUUCUUUGUCCCUGUCUUUGCCCACCGCCCUGUUGCGGGCUGCUCGUAUGGCCUACAGUUCCAACGAUUGUCCCGCCGAUUUUAGUUGACCGGCCAUAACUUCAUCAAUAUUAACUUUUUUCAUUUUUUUUUUUUUUAGUGUUGAUCUCCGUCGCAAAUGCCACAAGAGUUGUUCGGGGACCAAAUCGAUUUGAGACGUUCCUGAGAAUUCGUGGUUUUCGUAUAGGUUUUUCCAGGCGUUUUUUGGGAGGAGGGGAUGAAACGUUUCGGCCAGUAUCUCGCCAAACGCUGUCAUAAUCAUGUCGUUUUUUUUUUGUUCUUGAUUGCUAACGGCGGGGUUUGACCAGACGAACACGAUGGCGCCCUAAAAAAAUAAAUACAAAGACUUUA
This is a messenger RNA of Ectocarpus sp. CCAP 1310/34, 991 nucleotides long. The record is from the annotation of a GenBank genome assembly. NCBI's taxonomy places the organism in Eukaryota, Phaeophyceae, Ectocarpales, Ectocarpaceae.